Molecule: messenger RNA, 2073 nt
Organism: Penicillium taxi
Lineage: Eukaryota; Fungi; Ascomycota; Eurotiomycetes; Eurotiales; Aspergillaceae
Product: glycoside hydrolase family 15 protein
Exons: 3
Coding region: 1-2073 (690 amino acids)
Biological process (GO): carbohydrate metabolic process
Molecular function (GO): hydrolase activity, hydrolyzing O-glycosyl compounds
Source: RefSeq, a predicted model, not a curated record
AUGGCUCUUCCUCUCCCUCCCUUUACGGAAAAAACAUACAACCCCAUUGAAGACUAUGGUCUCAUCGGCGAUAUGCAUACUUGUGCGCUGGUGAGCAAACAGGGCAGCCUGGAUUACAUGUGCUGGCCAGUCUUUGACUCUCCGUCCGUGUUCUGUCGCUUGUUAGAUGCUGAGAAAGGCGGUUUCUUCUCCGUGAGGCCGAAUGAUACUGCUACCGAACCUCACAACAAGCAGCGGUAUCUGCCAUACUCAAACUUGCUCGAAACACGAUGGACCAAUGAAGCUGGCGUUGUGACAAUGUUGGACUACUUCCCAGUGACAACCAUAAAGGAUGCUCAAAAGUCUGGGCGUAUGUUGUCGGGUUAUUGUCCGUGCAAUGAACCUGGCAUCAACAGGUUCAAGUCAGGGCUGCAGCAUUCGGGGUUGAUUAGAAAAUUGGAGUGCAGUCGUGGCACUAUGGAAUUGCUGGUUGAAGUUUUUCCUGCCUUUAAUUACGCUCGAGACCCACACAAUACUCGUGCCAGAUUGGAGAAUGAUCUGGGUAAAUCACCGCUGCAGACCGUUCACUUCGAAAGUGCCACGGAGCGAUUGGCAGUUGAGAUUUUUGCUGAGUCUCGGGAGCCUGACCAGCUUGGAUAUCCCAAGGUGAUAUUUUCUCUGGAAGAAAGAGUAGGCUUAAAGGGUAAAGGGAUAGUAGCUCGGAUCCUCCUGUCAGAGGGACAGACCUUGCAUCUGGUGCUGCAUAGUCCCGAGAAGUGCGUGCCUAGCUCAGCGGUCAUGGCUGCCUAUCUCUCUAUGAUGGAAGAGGAGACAUCUGACUACUGGACGAAUUGGACCCGCAAAUGCUCGUUUCGUGGUCACUAUCGUGAGACCGUUGAACGCAGCCUGCUGAUUUUGAAACUUCUCACGUACAAGCCGACAGGGGCGAUCAUCGCGGCGCCUACUUUCUCGCUUCCCGAAAACAUAGGUGGGGCCCGUAAUUGGGACUAUCGGUACUCCUGGGUGCGCGAUACAGCCUUUACCUUGUACGUCUUCCUGAAGAUGGGAUACAAUAAUGAGGCUGAAGACUACGUGACCUUUAUCUUUGAUCGGAUUUUCCCGCAUGCCGCCCAAAGCAUUGAGUCGGGGGACAACAGACCAUUCUUGCCACUCAUGUUCACCAUUCGUGGUGAUUGUGACAUCCCCGAGGUAGAGCUAGACCACCUUGAUGGAUACAAGGGUAGCAAGCCCGUUCGCAUCGGUAACGCUGCUGUAUUCCACACGCAACUUGACAUUUACGGAGAACUUCUGGACAGCGUUUAUAUGUACAAUCAAUGUGGAAAUCCGAUUACCUACGAUCAGUGGACCGCCAUCCGACGCAUGGUAAACUAUGUUCUUUGCGUGCGAAGCCACAAGGACAUGUCUAUUUGGGAAUCCCGUGGUGAGGUUCAGAGCUUCGUAUACUCCAAGGUGAUGAUCUGGGUGGCACUGGACCGCGGAAUCCGUCUCGCAGAGAAACGUACUAGUUUGCCAUGUCCAGACCGUUUCACAUGGAUCAAGGUGCGCGAUGAGCUCUAUGAUGAAAUUAUGGCCAAAGGGUUCAAUGCCGAGCGUGGCCAUUUUUCACAGAGCUAUGAGAGUCCAGACGUCUUGGAUGCAUCGAUUCUAAUUGCUCCCUUGGUCUUCUUUAUUGCACCCAACGACCCGCGCUUCAUCAGCACCUUGAAGAAAAUCCUGCAAAGCCCUGAGAAGGGUGGCCUAUCGAGCGCUAAGAUGGUGUUCCGGUACAAUCACGAGAAAUCCAAUGAUGGUGUGGGCGGAGCCGAAGGAGCCUUCAUCAUGGUUACUUUCUGGCUUGUUGAAGCCAUGGCCCGUGCCGCCAAAUACAAUGUACCUAUUCCAAACAUCCGGAAACUUGCACUCUCUCAUUUCGACAAUGUCCUAUCUUACUCAAACCACCUCGGUAUGUUCUCUGAGGAAGUUGCUAUUUCGGGAGAGCAGAUGGGCAAUACUCCUCAGGCGUUCAGUCAUCUUGCCUGUAUCAGUGCCGCAAUCAAUCUAGAUAGACUCAAGGAUGCAGAUGGCAACGAAUAG